AUGUCGUUCUUCGUUAGGCUAUGGGAGUCCAUUUUCGAACCGGGCACUUCUCCUCAGUUGAUCAUCGCUACCCAUGUUUCCUUCAUUCUGCUGUUAGUCACGCUCGGGUCGCUGAUAGUCAUCACAAACUACAAUAUCCAUUUCAUAUUACUCUUCAUCAUCGCGUCUCUGCUGUGGAUCACCGUCAUAUGGUUUGUCAACGAACUGAAGAACAUAGACCUGAAAUCAAACAGUGAAUUACAAACUAAUAAGGGAAAGGCUGAAUCCGAAGCAUCACCACUCACUGGAGAAGUCACAUCUGGUUACUCCAAGGACUCUACCGCCUCUCAUAGUACCACAUCCAGAAAACUAUAA
Molecule: messenger RNA, 354 nt
Organism: Kazachstania africana CBS 2517
Lineage: Eukaryota; Fungi; Ascomycota; Saccharomycetes; Saccharomycetales; Saccharomycetaceae
Gene: PKR1
Product: Pkr1p
Exons: 1
Coding region: 1-354 (117 amino acids)
Biological process (GO): vacuolar proton-transporting V-type ATPase complex assembly
Cellular component (GO): endoplasmic reticulum membrane
Source: RefSeq, a predicted model, not a curated record